UCUUCCCACAAGGAAACCCACGUCACCGAUAUAUUAACCCUACACCGCAAUUAAAGAUGAUGCUCGAUGCGAUAAUCCAGAUCGGCCCAGAUGGCUCCAGGGACGAGGAACUUUGCACGUUGCUGCGCGCGCACACCCUUGCAGCGGAGCAGUCGAAGAACUGCCGCAGUAGCAAACUCAUCGCCGCCGUCGAGCAAGCGGUCGCCUCCAACCCCGAUCUGCUGACUCGAGACGAACAGGGCAACACCUGGCUCGCCGUAGGCGACGAUCGAUGGUCGGCCGGGCGCUUCGAAGCCGUCACCAUCGCGGACCUGCGCGAGCGCGCGAGGCAAGCACGGGCGGCGGCCUCGCCCUCCCCAGGCGCACCGACGCCCCGCCUGCGAAUGUGGGUGCUCGGCGGGGCGUCCAUCGCCACCGACAUUGGCACCCUGCAGGCCACCGCCGGGGACGGGGCGCUCUUCCAGGUCGCGUCGCAGUUCAACUGCCUCGAGUCCCCAGACGCCUGGCAGCUGGCGCCCGUGCGCAACUACGUCCACGACUACACGCAGGGCCCGCGCGCCGCCGUGGGCGCCUUCCCCGCCACGCUGCUUCGUCACUACCGCGCCCCCGGCGCAGACGGGCAGCCGUUCGUCCAGACGACGGACGGCAGCCAGCUCGACCUGCUGGACGAGGCCGUCGACCCGUCGCUCGGGGGCCGGCACAAUGGGUACUUUGACGGCCACCGGGCACGCGACGUCGCCGCCAUCGUGGAUGCGCUGCGCAGCAACCAAGACAAGAUCAAGGUCGGUGUGCAGACCGAGGCAGAGGUCGUGCUCGGCGCGGACUGGUACGGCACCGUGCAGGGCCGGCCCCGCAUCGCGCAGGUCUUUACGUCGACCGUCGCGGGCGGAUCUUAUGGCGGCGAGCGGGCCUUUGGGGACCAAUUCCCGUCCGUCUGUGCGAUGCUGCUCCGCGCCGCCUACCGCGGCACCCUGUUGGCUGCGGCGGCGGGUGGGCAGCGAAAGGUGGUGCUGACGCUGAUUGGGGGUGGCGUCUUUUCGAACGACCUGGGAGCCAUCUGGACGGCCAUCACGGAGGCGGUCGAGCAUGUUGAGCCUCUGCUGAGUGGUGAUAUGGAUGUGUUUGUAAAUGUGCGGGAGCUGCGUCCCUUGGCCCGCGCGCUACCUGCCGACGAGCCGCUGAGGACGGUGCAGCGGUGGGGAGGCGCUGUGAUACAGUUUGAGCGGCGGUCUGACCAAGUUGUCAUUGAGCGGUGAGCGCCAAUGAGUUGAGGCAAAUGGUACUCUUUUCGGUAUGCUGGUCACAUAUCCAUCCUUCACAAUCAGGGGCCAUAAGCGCUAUCAUAUGCGUCUCAUCUCUACUUUCUCGUGUGACAGCCUCGAGAUAUAUUGUCUUGUUCACAAUACUUGUCAAAUUAUAUUCGGCCAACUGCUACUAUUAGGGAACGCAAAGGAGUAAAAGCUAUUUCACUAUAGACUCAAGUUAAAUAGUCAUAUACCCGCAGCGUCUGGCCACCAAGAGCGACACAAACGUCAUGCCUGAAACAGCACUCCUUUCGUCUUUACAACCUCCUUCUUGCCCCU
Molecule: messenger RNA, 1583 nt
Organism: Pyricularia oryzae 70-15
Lineage: Eukaryota; Fungi; Ascomycota; Sordariomycetes; Magnaporthales; Pyriculariaceae
Exons: 1
Coding region: 57-1256 (399 amino acids)
Source: RefSeq, a predicted model, not a curated record